Symphalangus syndactylus (siamang) is the source of this 8312-nucleotide messenger RNA. RefSeq names its product coiled-coil domain containing 71 like (gene CCDC71L). NCBI's taxonomy places the organism in Eukaryota, Metazoa, Chordata, Mammalia, Primates, Hylobatidae. The record is from RefSeq and is a predicted model, not a curated record.
UCAAAUUAUUUAUUUUAGGUUUUAUUGAAACUGAACAAACAAAAUAUUGUUCAUAAAUCUAUUAUAAGACAGAGAAAAACUGCUCAAUUCUGGGUGGGAUAGAAGUAGGAAUAGGGGUACAGCUCUGUCCUUGGUCAUUCUAUUCAUGCAUAAAGCAUGUUCUACUGAAUUCCUUAGAGUCUGGAUAGCACAGUUUGAAAAACCUUCAGUGAAAUACAAAGAUCACUAGAUUAGAAAUCGAGAGAUUGAGAAUCCCAGUUCUGCUAUCAGCAAGCUGUAUUACUGAACCUCUAUGGGUAUAGAUUUCCUCACCUGUUAAAUAAGGAGAAUGAACUAGGUCUCUUUCAGGUCAAAUAUUUGAGGAAACCAUUAGCAACUAUAUGUAAAUCACAAAACUCCUAUACUUUAUUUGUUCACUGCUGCAAAAUAAGAUGUUUCCUGGGUAAAAUCCACAUGCCCACCUCAAAGUUCUAAGUGUCAGGAGUUUUUUUUUAAAGAAAUUUAAAGGAGUUCUGUGAAAAUUGCAAUAUAAAAUAUCUAAUUGUCCUGUUCUAAGCAGUUUCAAUAUUUCUGACUCUGGGAUAAUCAGUGGUAUUUCAUUGAUUCAUUCAGCAAACACAUUGAGUGCCCACUACCUGACAGGAAUUGAGUUAGGUAUAGAGGACAGAAAAGAUGACUAAAGCAUGUCCACUACUCUCCUCCCAAUACAAAAGGUAAUGUGUUUUUAACAAUUUGUGUUUUUCAACGAAACCUUAUCUGUUGUCUGCGAUGAUGCAUCCUUUCUAAAUGAUAGGGAUGGCUCUGACAUUUUAAAACUAAAUGAAAAACGAAUUGGCAUCCAUAAAGAACUGUGUAUUUAAAACAAUAUUUUCUUUUCACAGAAUGACUUUAUCAUAAUAGAUCUUUGAUCAACUUGAGCAAAGAGUAUUUAGUUUUAUAGGGUAUGAGAUGCUUUGCUUUCUGGAUAAGCAGGGUCUCUCUUAAAUAUGAAGAUGGCUCCAGUGUCCAGAGGGAGACUAAAAUCUCUCAGCUGCCAGCCACGCACAUUACCUGAAUGAUUCUGGAUUACUACUGCCUUCUUGAGAUGGGCUGGGGUCAAGACAGGGAAGAGUUUUGAACGAAGAUGCCAGCAGAGGCCUUUGAGAGGGUGGAUGGGAAUUGCGAAAGGCCCAUUUCCCCUAGACUUAAACCCAAAUUCCCUAGCUGUGAUACCAGGAACAUCCUUCGGGGAACUCUCCCUUUGUUAUUCACACUGGUAGAGCUCCCAGCUCAAUCCACAACUGCACACCCCCUCACUCUAAGAGUCACUCUUCCCAUGGUGGAGCCAACAUCCACCCUUUUACUCCAGACGUGGCAGCCCUUCUAGAUCCACCCAACCAUUGACUUACGUUCAAAGGCCAUCACCCACCCCAGCACCAUCUUCCAGGAACUGGCCUCUCCCCCAUAAGUCCCCGCCCCUCUUCUGAGAGCACCCAAUGGGUGGAGUCGGGGCUGCGGUGGGAGGGGCCUGAGGCGGGCACAUUUAAAGAAAGGCAGCCGGCGAAAAGAGGCAAGAGAGGAGAAGAAAGAGAAACCAGGGGGGCGAGGCGCCGUCCAAUGACAAAGCCCAGGGGUGGGCGCCGGCCGCCAUCUUGUACCGGGCGGCAGGAUAUUCGCCCGCGUCCUCCGCCCUCGGAGGGGGAGGGGCGGCGGCGGAGGCGAGAAAAGUAGCGAGAGACGCCAGCAGCGGCCGCCGCGGCGGAGCCGACGCGGACUGGGACGGCGGCGGCAGUAGUGGGACCCGGCGAGCGCGAGCGGCCCCGAGCGGCCUUCGAUGCGGCGCAGCAUGAAGAGGCGGCGGCGCCGGCCCGCGGCCGCCCGGGGCGGCGACUUUAGGGCAGAAGACGGGGCUGGGUUGGAGGCGCGGGAGGAGAAGGUGGUGUACUCGCGGUCGCAACUGUCGCUGGCUGACAGCACCAAGGCGCUGGGCGACGCCUUCAAGCUCUUCAUGCCCCGCAGCACGGAGUUCAUGAGCUCGGACGCGGAGCUCUGGAGCUUCCUCUGCAGCCUCAAGCACCAGUUCUCCCCGCACAUCCUGCGCAGCAAGGACGUCUACGGCUACUCCUCCUGCCGGGCCCUGGUGCCCGACCCCCCGGGGGCCCCAACAGCCCGCGGCCAGGCGCGCCGGCCGGUUCCGCGCGCCGCGGCCAGGAGGAGGCGCCGCGGAGCCCGGGCGGCCGCUGCCCGCAGGAGGAAGCCCCGGCCGCCACCCCCGCCGCCGCCGCCGCCCCCCGAGGAGAGCUGUCCGGCCAAGCCCGUGGCCCCCGGGCCCUGCUUCGGGGGCCGCACCCUGGAGGAGAUCUGGAGGGCGGCCACCCCGACGCUGACCACCUUCCCCACCAUCCGCGUCGGCAGCGACGUGUGGGGCGAGCGCAGCCUGGCGGCAGCGCGGCGCAGAGCGCGCCAGGUCCUGCGAGUGAACCUGGAACCCAUGGUGAGGCUCCGCCGCUUCCCGGUGCCCCGGGCAUGAGGCGCGGCCUCCAGGGCGCCUCCUGCCGGCCCAGACCCUGGGACAGACCUUCCGCCCGGAGGAAUGAACAAGUGUCAGUCGAGUGUUUACAGAUCCGGCCAGGACCCCGGCCCCCAGUGCACUUUACGCGCGAAGAAGUUGCCGGAUGGUUGUCCCUGUCCCGGGCCGCGGCGCCGUCGUCUUGGACGCCGGGGCAGGUGUGCCCUCUGCUGCCUCCCGCACCCGGGCUGCGGAGGGAGGGGACAGCUGGACCCGCAGGGGAGGUCCCUUUCUUCCUGACCCCACAUUGAGAUGUCUCCAGGACCUUAGGGGCAGAUCCGUUUUCUCCCAGUUGGACUCUACCUCACUGGUCUGGAAGUCCUCCGAAGACAUCAUUUUUCCAAAGGAAUUUGGUUUCGUGCUUGUGUAAUAAAGCCAGAAUUUACUUGCUCUUUAUCUCCCCCUUUUUCUAUUUCACUGCCACCCCUCUUUCUGGACAGAAGUUCGAACAUGUGGUGUUGCACUAGUUUGUGCUCAGGGUAUUCUGAAGCCCACUCGUUUCCUAAUUUUUACUGGAUUCCAAAACUUUGAUCGAGGAUAUUUUUUAAGAGGUUCAAGCUUGUGAUUGUUAGUAGUGCAAGGAUUUGUAUGGGCUCAGUGAUUACAAAAUACAACUGUUUAAGCAUUUUCAAGGUGUUUCUAAAGGUUUUGUAUUGAAGCAAUGUUUAUGUUUACUGAGCUCCUAAAAAUGGUAGAAUACACAUGAAAACUUUUGUUUAGGAAAAGUUAACUUGUUAAAUUCUUUUGAAUUGAAUAAAAAAAUGAGUUGAAACCAUAUGGUGUGUGAUUAAAAAAAUGAAUACAUUGUGAAGAACUGGUUUUGCUUACAGGAGUCACUGGAAUCCGACUGGAGAUGAUUUGGCCCCCUGUCCUGGUCUAACAUACAAAUCCAGGAAUAUUAUGCGUUAAAGUAUUUUAAAAUACAUUAUCCUUGUAAUGUAUUUUAACGUUAAAAUACUUUAACGCAUAGGAGAGAUGGAUGUGUGUAAACAUGACUAAAAUGAUAAACAGAAUACCCAUUAGAAUUCUUAGAACUAUUAAUGAUCAAGAGGGGUGGAGGCAUUUCUUGGUAUCAAAUAACUGGUUGAGGUUACUUGGGGCGAAAUAAAUCUAUUUCCUUUUUGUUUUUGUUGUUGGAUAACAAGAAAUGUCUAGACUAAUAUUCAUCAGUUUUACAAACAUAAUGAAAAUUAGUUGCCUUUUAGUUGACAUUUUUGUCCCAACAUUUUUUUAACCUUUUUGCCACUCAUUAUAUGUUUGCAGUUCUAGGUCUUUGACAGCUGAAGACCACAGGAAUCAAACAGGCGAGCCACACAGAAUACUGACCCUUCUUUACGCUUUUAUAGUGUUUAUACCAUAUGGCCCAGUGUGGAAUUCUUGAUUAUCCAAGUGCCUUUGGUCAUUUGUGGCAGGAAAACUUAAUAGUUUUUAGCCAGCAGUGCCGCAGCCAGCUUUUACUGCAAUACCUAAAGGGUCAAGUAGUGUUUUUGUACCACUAUUAUUUCAAAUUUAAGUAUUCUGCCAUGAAACGAUCCAUACUGGGCUGGAACGUGACAUGUGAAAUCUUUAAUACUAAAGCUUAUCUCUGCUUGGCAGCUUUUUAGGAGAAUAAUGAGAGUUACAAUUUUGACUCUUGUGUUCCGAGAAUUCAAAUGGCAUAGCUUUCUGAAAUGAGUAUUUCAAGUUUAGUAGUCCAUAUAGGAGUGUUGUGACUUUAAUUUCAGUGUUCUUGUUUUGUUAAAAGAAAAAAAAUUAUAUAUACACACAUAUAUAUAUAACUCGAUGCCAGUUUUCUAGUAAGCCUCAGUCUUUUAUUCACUACUCAAUGAUAAUGCAUUGUACAAACACUGUCACAUGAGUAAAUAAAAAUAAUUGUUUAGAAGAUGGAAAGUGUUAAAUUAUAUUGGUGAUAGGAAGCUUAGACGUAUCUUUUGGUUAUUAGCUUCCAUUGCCAAUUGUAUUUCAGAUGCAUAGGGUUUUCUUCCCAAAAAUAUAUUGUUAACUUUUAUAGCUAACUAGCAGCUGGAAAAAAUGUAUUUGUACAACUUCACUAUUGUAUAUAGUUUUAUAAUAAUGAAAAAUAAACUCAAUGGCCAUAUUAGAAUGCAAUUUCGACAUAUAGCUUAUCUAGAUAGUUUUCCAGAGGAUUUUGAAAUUUGGCUUAACUGGGAGGAUAACUGCUCAGCACACAACUGAAACAUAACCAUUGACACCAUUCAUUUAUUUUAACUGAGAUUCUUGACAUUUUUCUCUCCUAUGCCUUGUUACUUUAGCAUACUUGAACUCACAUAAAUGCUUCUUUGGAUUACAUGGGCUAUCUGAUUCCAUUUUGGAUCUGAUUGUCCAUCUUGAAUUCAAUAAUGGUAUUCAUUUGGGCUAUUAAAAAAUUAUGCCAUUUCUAGUCUGUGAAAUAAGAUGUAAAAAAUCUUUAUUUUUGCCCUUUCCUUUGGUAAAAACCUAUGUUACAACUUUUAAAAUGUGAAGCAACAUCUAAUACAGUUGACUGGUAUACUAAUAGGAAAGUGAAAGUAUUUCAUGGGUACUUUGUCGCAGAAUGUGAAAAGAAACUUGGCAUAGUGGCCUUUAUCAUGAGGCAUCCACUUACUUGUCCUCUGAAGUGAAGUCUGUAGCUUAGCUUGUGUAUAGUUUUUGAAAGAAAUCUCAUGGUCUUCGUUCAUUCUCUUGCCUUCUCUUUUAUCUCAUAUGGCACAAGUAGAGGGGGAAGCCAGGAGGAAAUUCAUCACCUUGCUAUGCUUUUAUUUGAUUUUUAAUUCCUGAGUGCCUAAAUGUGGUGACUGGCACCUCACAUAACUUUUUGAGAUUCCUGAUGUCAUUUUUAUCCUUCCUGUCAACCAGCAAUGUAUUUUUAUGUUACCAAAACCAGUAACGUCAUAAUUGUUGAGGGCAAGCUUCAUUGUUGAUAGUGCAAAGUGUCGCUGUUGUGAUGUGUAUUUAUUUUAUUCAAGUUUGAAUAUUGACAAGUGUAACUUAAGCUGGUGACUCACACCUAUUGAUCUGCUGUGUGCAAAUGAUAGUACUAUUUUUUAGAAAACUCUUAAGUAAAUUUUAAAAAUAUUUGAAUACAAAAUAUCUGAGCAAUUUUGAACUCAAAAGUUUUUCAUCAUUUUAAGGAUUGCCGCAGGACUCUUUAGUGGUUUUUAAUGGACGUAUAUGCCUAAUAUUUACUUUAUUGGUGUGUUUAAAAUAUUUUUUGAUAGACUAUUAUGUCUUAAGUGCAUUAGAAAACAAUUGUUUGUAAUGGAAUCAAAGUGUUUCCCUGGACAGUUUGAUGUGCUUAUGGUUGAGAUUUAUAAUCUGCUUGUACUUUGCUUUUUAACUUAUUAGCUGUAAAUAAAUUUUAGAGAAUACAUAGUGUCUAGUUUUUCUAAUGAUUUGAACAUUUUUGAAAUGGUAUUUUGUAUUUGCAUGUGACUCAGAAAACAUCUUAAUUUACAAUUUGAUAAAUUUUGACUUUUUUGUGAACUUCAAACUCCCAGAAAUCUCGAGAUUUGUUUUUUAUGCUAUCUCGGGAGUCUGUGUUCCAUCAAUUCUUUAAUUAUCUAGUGAAUUUUUAGGAUAAAAGCCCAACUUAUUAACCAGUUUGCCAGCAAUAAAAUAUCCUACAAAAAAAUGCAUCAAAAUUCAGAAUUCUCUAAAUCCUGACCCGAGGUGCCCCUGUGACGAUGACAAAAUGUCUAAAGCUCUUGCUCUUUCAUAGCAUGAAAGGAAGUAAGAGUGCUCCAUUUGAGUACCAGUGGUAUGGGCUGUUCCACAGAAUAAGGGCAGGGCUAGAAUUUUCAUUAGAGUCUAGAAGGCAGAAGUGGAGUAUUAGUGAACAGCACAGCAAGAGCCAGAUUCAUAGGUAGUACUGUGUAGGCGGAAUUUGUCUUUGUACCUGAGUUCCUAUUAUUUUGAGGCAGCUUAGUGUAAUAGUUGUGGAGUCACAGUGCCUGGGGUGGAAUUAUUAUGCAAACCCUUGUGACUUACAAGUGUUGAGACUGUAAGUAAGUUACUUAAAAUAUUUGUGCCUUAGCUUCCUCAACUAUCAAAUGUGAUUAGUGAAAGAAACUAUUGGGAUAUUAUAAGGAUUAAUAACUACCCCUUUCAAAGGGUAGUAAUGCUAGACACAUAGGAAGUACUAAAUAAAUGCUAUUAAUUACAGGUAUGCACAGUGAGAAUAGGUAUAUAUACUGACAAUGGUCUGUUGUGAGUUUAGCUCUCCAGGUUUCUCAGCAUCCCAAGGAUAUUGUGUGGUCUGGGAAAGCUGUAAGAUAAAUGAAGAGAAGAGAAUUUGUGCAUGAAUAAAAUUGAAGAUAUAAGGAAAUCAUAUAAUUUUUUAGCUUGCUGACUAUGCAGUAGGAGAUUGGAUUAAGUUGAUUUAUUACAAUUUUCCUUGUUGGAGUUUUUUUUUUUUUAAAUUCACAUCUUCUUUUAUUAUAUCUAAGACAUUUGAAUGUGUUGUUAGGUGUUUUAAAGUAUCUGAGAAUUUAUAACAGUAAUAGAUUUAAAGCUAUUGAUCCAAGAACUUGAAAGUUUUGGACUACAUAUUUGCUUAGAGUAAGCUCAGUAAGUGUUGCUUAUAAACGAAGUUAAUUUAUAUGCAUAGAACCAAGCUAUAAUUAGUUUGUAUAAAGUUUAUAAUUCAGGUGUUAAAGGAAACAAAGUGAGUAUAAUAGCUGUGCUUGAAACACCAGAAAAUUAUUACUGAAAGUAAAAAAUAAUCUUGAAUUUGAAGCAUUGACACACUCAUUUUUGGAUGUCAGAUAUAAAGCCCGUAAUUUAGAUCUAAUUCCUCGUAGCACAAAGAAUAGAACAUCCUCUAAAUUGGUGAACAAGCCAAAGUUGCAGUUAUCUGAAGUUGACACAAAAUAAUUUCCUGGAAAAUUAUUAGAUGAAAGUCAUACAAGAACAAGAAGUUAAAAAUUGAGCCUAAUUGCAGAUUUCAUAAAAGUAAUGACUUCUCACUGUCAUCACUCUCUUGUGUCUUGGUAAAUGUCAUUCUAAACCAUGAUCUAUAACAUAAUAAACAUAUCUAAAGCCCAACUGGAAGGUAAUAAUCAUAAAAACACCAAACAGUAUGUUUAGCCCAGAAAAUUUGAAUAAGUAGUCUACUGAACCCAAAACUGGACUUAUUUAGCUUCCUAAAGCAUUCAUAGAAAAGUUAAAUUGAGAUUCUUCCAAGUAGUACAAUUAACUGUAAAAUGUGUACAUAUUUCUCUUUUCAAGGAAUUUUUUCAAGUACAUAUUCUUUAAAGAGCACAGAAAAAAGAGUGUGGCUUAGGGUUCUAAAUCUUACAGAGUAAAAAAAUUAUUGAAGCAAAAACAAAUGUAUAAAAAGUACAUACAAAUGUACAGUUUGAUGAAUUUUCAUAAAUUCAAUAGGCUCAUGGAACUAGCACUCAGAUUUAAAAAAUACAGUUAUGAGUACCCCUGAAGUCCUCCCUAACACCCCAUCAGUCAUUACCUACUCACCUUCUUGCCCAGGAUAACCAUCAUUUUGAUUUCUUACAGCAUAUUUUUUGCUUAUUUUUGAACUUUACAUAAAUGGAAUUAUUGGUCAUGUGUCUAGCUUCUUUCACUUGAAAUUAUGUUUGUGAGAUUCAUAUUGUUGUAUGUACUAUAAUUGUAGAUCAUUUAUUCUCAUUGGUGUAUAGAAUUCCACUGUGUGAAUAUUCCACAAUAUAUUUAUUCAAGUCUUGGUGGGCAUUUGGGUAGAUUCCAGUUUGGAACAAUUAUAAAUAAAGCUUUGAUGAAUAUUCUAAAA